Quercus robur (English oak) is the source of this 1818-nucleotide messenger RNA. RefSeq names its product sulfite exporter TauE/SafE family protein 3-like. The transcript is spliced from 13 exons. The record is from RefSeq and is a predicted model, not a curated record. NCBI's taxonomy places the organism in Eukaryota, Viridiplantae, Streptophyta, Magnoliopsida, Fagales, Fagaceae. Gene Ontology annotation, biological process: protein ubiquitination. Gene Ontology annotation, cellular component: membrane; Cul4A-RING E3 ubiquitin ligase complex. Bases 224 to 1663 code for a protein of 479 amino acids.
ACGAAUUCAUAUUUACCAACAAAUGAAAGUGAGGGAAGAACGACCGGUAGAAAAUCAGAUUGAGACAACUAUAUAUUGAGAGAGAGCUAACACCAGAGAAAGUUAAUUUAAGGUCACAAAAACUUUUUCAAUCCUGACCGCUCGGUUCUAAGUGAACCUGAGGAAAAAGUGAAAAAGAGAGCUUGAUAUUCUGAAGGGGAGGGAGCUGGGAAUAUAAUUUGUGAUGGCUGGAUCAGAAUGGUGGAGAUCAGGAUUGAUUGAAAUGGUUUUGAUUGGUUUUCUGCUUAUAGCUCCUGUUUUGGUUUCUGCAAAAGGAAGUGUAGAGCUAGAAGAUUCAAGGAACAAUGUAAAAGAAGAGGUUGAGACUGGUUUUGUUAUGAAAGUAUUGAAUUUCUUAUGGCAACAGGGUCGAUUGGGUUACACACAUGUUUGGCCGGAAAUGGAAUUUGGCUGGAAAAUUGUGGUUGGGACCAUAAUAGGAUUCUUGGGAGCAGCCUUUGGAAGCGUGGGAGGCGUUGGCGGUGGUGGCAUUUUUGUUCCUAUGCUCACCCUGAUUAUCGGGUUUGAUGAGAAAUCAUCAACAGCGAUGUCUAAAUGUAUGAUCAUGGGUGCAGCUGCUUCAAGUGUUUUCUAUAAUUUAAGGCAAAGGCAUCCCACACUUGAUCUGCCUGUCAUUGACUAUGACCUUGCACUUCUGUUUCAACCGAUGUUGAUGCUGGGGAUCAGUAUUGGAGUUGUUUUUAAUGUGGUUUUUGCUGACUGGAUGAUCACGGUCUUGUUAAUCAUCAUUUUCCUAUUUACUUCAACUAAGGCAUUCCUUAAGGGUGUUGAAACAUGGAAAAAGGAAACCAUAGUUAAAGAGGAAGCUGCUCGACGCUUGGAAAAAAGUGGUAAUGGUAUUGAAGAGGUCGAAUACACUCCUUUACCGGGAGGCCCGAGCAAUAACACUCCUUCAGAGACCAAGCAAUCUGAAAAGUCAGGGGUGUCUAUGCUUGACAAUAUUUACUGGAAGGAAGUUGGAGUUCUUUUUGCUGUCUGGGUCAUAAUCCUUGCACUGCAGAUUGCUAAGAAUUACACAUCUACUUGUUCAGUGGGAUAUUGGGUACUAAACUUAUUACAGAUUCCAGUAACAUUUGGAGUGAGUGCAUAUGAAGCUGUUAACCUAUACAAAGGAAAGAGAGUGAUUGCAUCAAAGGGAGAAAGCGGCACGAAUUGGAAAGUCCACCAGCUGGUUCUUUAUUGUUGUUGUGGCAUAUUAGCUGGUUUAGUCGGGGGGUUGCUUGGUCUUGGAGGAGGAUUCAUUUUGGGUCCACUUUUUCUGGAGUUGGGAAUCCCCCCUCAGGUAUCAAGUGCCACAGCCACCUUUGCCAUGACAUUUUCCUCAUCCAUGUCUGUCGUAGAAUAUUACCUUCUAAAACGUUUUCCAGUUCCUUAUGCUCUCUACUUUAUUCUUGUUGCGACCAUUGCUGCCCUUGUAGGACAACAUUUGGUAAGAAAGGUGAUCGCUAUAUUAGGGAGGUCAUCUUUGAUCAUCUUCAUCCUGGCUGCCACAAUUUUUAUCAGUGCUAUAUCACUAGGUGGGGUGGGAAUAGUAAACAUGAUUGAAAGUAUUGAGCAGAAGGACUAUAUGGGAUUUGAAAACCUCUGCACAUACGAAGCAUAAUGUAGAAAGUUUUUCCUUUUGACUUUCACAUUCUAAAAUUUUUAGGGGAUGCAUUUCUCUCCUUUAGCUUCAGAGUUGUUCUUAUACUCAGGAAUCUAAUUUUGGGUUCCUGAUGAGUAAUAAAUGGGGCUUGAUGCUGAACAUUUCAUAGUUAA